This is a messenger RNA of Meriones unguiculatus (Mongolian gerbil), 2983 nucleotides long. RefSeq names its product DnaJ heat shock protein family (Hsp40) member C11 (gene Dnajc11). The transcript is spliced from 16 exons. The record is from RefSeq and is a predicted model, not a curated record. Gene Ontology annotation, biological process: cristae formation. Lineage: Eukaryota; Metazoa; Chordata; Mammalia; Rodentia; Muridae. Bases 83 to 1762 code for a protein of 559 amino acids.
GAGGCGCGCGGGGGAGAGCCGCGCCGCGCCGGACCCUCUUGAGCACGGCCUCGCCGGUUUGGCGGGGUGAAAGGUUGCGAAGAUGGCGACGGCCUUGAGCGAGGAGGAGCUGGACAAUGAAGAUUAUUACUCACUGCUGAACGUGCGCAGGGAGGCCUCUUCUGAAGAGCUGAAGGCUGCCUACCGGAGGCUGUGUAUGCUUUACCAUCCGGACAAGCACAGGGACCCGGAACUCAAAUCACAGGCAGAGCGGCUGUUUAACCUUGUUCACCAGGCUUAUGAAGUGCUUAGCGACCCCCAAACGAGGGCUAUCUAUGACAUUUAUGGGAAGAGAGGACUGGAGAUGGAAGGAUGGGAGGUGGUGGAAAGAAAGAGAACCCCAGCUGAGAUCAGAGAAGAGUUCGAGAGGCUCCAGAGAGAGCGGGAAGAGAGGAGACUGCAGCAGCGAACCAACCCCAAGGGAACCAUCAGCGUUGGAGUAGACGCCACUGACCUUUUUGAUCGCUAUGAUGAGGAAUAUGAAGAUGUGUCCGGAAGUGGCUUUCCGCAGAUUGAGAUUAAUAAAAUGCACAUAUCCCAGUCCAUUGAGGCACCCUUGACAGCCACAGACACAGCCAUCCUCUCUGGAAGUCUCUCCACCCAGAAUGGCAAUGGCGGCGGUUCCAUUAACUUUGCACUCCGGCGAGUCACUUCUGCAAAGGGAUGGGGUGAGUUGGAGUUUGGAGCCGGAGACCUCCAGGGGCCUUUAUUUGGUCUCAAGCUGUUCCGUAAUCUCACACCAAGAUGCUUUGUGACGACAAACUGUGCUCUGCAGUUUUCAUCCCGUGGAAUCCGGCCUGGCCUUACCACUGUCCUAGCUCGGAACCUGGAUAAGAACACUGUGGGCUACCUGCAGUGGCGAUGGGGCAUCCAGUCAGCAAUGAACACAAGCAUCGUCCGGGACACUAAGACCUGCCACUUCACUGUGGCCUUGCAGCUGGGGAUCCCUCACUCCUUUGCACUCAUCAGCUAUCAGCACAAGUUCCAGGACGAUGACCAAACACGUGUGAAAGGGUCCCUCAAGGCAGGCUUCUUUGGGACAAUAGUGGAGUAUGGAGCUGAGAGGAAGAUCUCACGACACAGCGUCUUGGGUGCGGCUGUGAGCAUUGGCGUCCCUCAGGGUGUGUCUCUCAAAGUCAAGCUGAACAGGGCCAGUCAGACCUACUUCUUCCCGAUUCACUUGACGGAUCAGCUGCUCCCCAGUGCUGUGUUCUACGCCACCGUGGGGCCGCUGGUAAUCUACUUGGCAAUGCACCGUUUGAUCAUCAAGCCUUACCUCAGGGCUCAGAAAGAGAGGGAACUGGAAAAGCAAAGGGAGAACACAGCCAGCGACAUCCUGCAGAAGAAGCAAGAGGCAGAAGCCGCUGUUCGGCUGAUGCAGGAGUCUGUCCGGAGAAUAAUCGAAGCAGAGGAGUCCCGAAUGGGGCUUAUCAUCGUGAACGCCUGGUACGGGAAAUUUGUCAAUGACAAGAGCAAGAAGAAGGAAAAGGUGAAGGUGAUCGAUGUGACGGUGCCCCUGCAGUGCCUGGUAAAGGACUCCAAGCUCAUCCUCACUGAGGCCUCCAAGGCUGGGCUGCCAGGGUUCUACGACCCGUGUGUUGGGGAGGAGAAGAGUCUUCGAGUGCUGUACCAGUUCCGAGGCGUGCUUCACCAGGUUUUGGUGCCUGACAGUGAGGCUCUCAGGAUACCGAAGCAAUCUCACAGGAUCGACACAGAUGGGUAAACUACUUGGCGACCUGAGUAAAAAGAGGCUACAAAACCUUUUUCCUGGGAGUCUACAAAUUUGGAAGCAGGGAAAACCCAGAUGUGAGAUGUUUUUAGUUUAUUUCUCGAGAAGGUGGCUCUGUAUCAAUUAUGUGAAGGGACAUGCCGAGCUGCGUGGGCGCUGUGGGUAGGACUGCAGAGCCUCCUUGCCAGGCCACAGCACAGCCAUGUCUAACCCCAAGGAUCAUGUUCCUGGAGGGCAGGGCCUGAGCCAACUCUGAGGUCAUCCACCCCGGUCUUCAUCGUGAGUGGCUGUUUCCAGCAGCCCUCUGGAGUUAUCUGGAACAUUCUGCCCUCACACAUGGGAGCUCUUCCUGACACCCACGCUGCACAUGGGAAACAUGGAAAGGAGGACGGUGUGUCGCGUGCUGCUCAAUAAACUUCCCACAAGCCACCUCUCUCUUCUGAAACGUCACUGAAUGGACUAGAGAGGACUGCGGGUUUAUAAAACUGCUUUUCUUCUGAGACAACGGGUGUGGAAACUAGUCUCUUUCUUCCCACGACCAGAGCUUCUCAAAUCAUUCCUUCAGGCCCUGGCUUGGCACAGAGGGGAAACCCCCGGUCCCAAGGUGCACUGUCCAGGCACACUGCCCACAUUGCUAAGAGAAGACACCCUGAUGCCAGUGGACCCGUCACCCCACCCACAAGACACUGUCCUGCCGUGCCUACACCCACUCCUCUAGAGGAUGGUGUUAGAAGGAGGGGAGCUUUGCAGGGCGUUGGGGCACAAGUUUGCCAAAUCCUGGGUAUGGACCCAAGGCCGGCCCAGGCACCUGCACCUCCAAGGAGUGCCCAGCAGGUGGUGCUGUUGCUCGCCAGGCCAGGCCCUCCCAGGGCACCUCAGGGAGUCGUGGCUCCCAGACCCCUUCCUUGCACACAGGCUCUCUACCCUCUUAAACAGGUGUUGCCACAGUAGUGGCUCUAACCCACAGCAGCAGCUGCUGAAGGCAUUCUCAAGACCCCUCAGUUUUUAAAAAGCAAUUCAAUUCUGUAACGUUUAUCUUUUUUUUUUUUUUUUUUUCCUUACAAGGAUGUUUCUUUGCCCCGCAAGCUGAAAUGCAGUUUGCACUGUUGCAUGAGCCUUGACUCAGUGGCCUGUGGCCCCUGGGCACUGCUGCCCUUUCUGUCUGAAGCUGACUGUGGCAGCACUGCCCAACAAUAAACCUGACCUGAAAGCUGA